Plasmodium gonderi is the source of this 600-nucleotide messenger RNA. RefSeq names its product guanylate kinase. The record is from RefSeq and is a predicted model, not a curated record. Bases 1 to 600 code for a protein of 199 amino acids. NCBI's taxonomy places the organism in Eukaryota, Apicomplexa, Aconoidasida, Haemosporida, Plasmodiidae. Gene Ontology annotation, biological process: purine nucleotide metabolic process. Gene Ontology annotation, cellular component: cytosol. Gene Ontology annotation, molecular function: GMP kinase activity. The transcript has a single exon.
AUGCAAAUCCCUCCACUUGUCGUGUGUGGCCCCUCAGGAGUGGGGAAGGGAACGCUUAUAAAAAAACUGCUACAAGAAUUUCCAAACCGUUUUCGAUUUUCAAUUAGUUGCACGACGAGAAAUAAAAGAGAAAAAGAAAGGAAUGGCGUUGAUUACUAUUUUAUAAAUAAAAGUGAUUUCGAAAAAAAAUUAAAAGCAGGAGAGUUUUUAGAAUUUGACAAGUAUGCUAAUAAUUUUUAUGGUACGUUGAAAAGUGAGUACGACAUUGCAGAAAGGGAAAAAAAAAUAUGUUUAUUUGAAAUGAAUAUUAACGGAGUUAAACAGUUAAAAAAAUCUGAACAUGUUCAGAAUGCCAUUUACAUUUUUGUAAAACCUCCAAGCAUUGAUAUUCUCUUAACUCGAUUAAAAAAUAGAAACACAGAAAAUCCAGACGAAAUUAACAAACGUAUGCAGGAAUUAACAAGAGAAAUGAAUGAAGCAGAAAAUGUGGGUUUUAAUUAUUUUAUAGUUAACGACGAUCUCACAAGGACAUAUUCAGAGCUUCGAGAUUUUUUGUUGAAAUCAUAUCUACAGCUUCUAUCCACGAAAGCAGGUAUUUAA